AACGAUGUAGCAGCCAAUCAACGAUCGGCAUGUAAAGCACGCGGAUCGUCUCUGUUUUAUAUAUUCACUUACAUUCACCAGUCUUUGGCAUAUCAUCAAUCUCUCCGAUCGAUUUACAGAUCUUUGAAAACUUAGCGAGGAGAUAUGUCGGGAAGAGGAAAAGGAGGGAAAGGAUUGGGAAAGGGAGGAGCGAAGAGGCACAGGAAGGUGCUUAGGGAUAACAUCCAAGGUAUCACCAAGCCUGCCAUCCGUCGUCUUGCUCGCAGAGGCGGUGUCAAGCGUAUUAGCGGUUUGAUCUACGAGGAGACAAGAGGAGUCCUCAAGAUCUUUCUCGAGAAUGUCAUCCGCGACGCUGUUACAUACACCGAGCACGCUAGGAGGAAGACUGUUACGGCUAUGGAUGUGGUUUACGCGUUGAAGAGGCAAGGACGCACUCUCUACGGUUUCGGCGGUUAAUCAAAAAUUGGGAUUAAAUGUUACGGUUAUCUGGGAAUCAAUUUGAUUAGUGAAAAGUAAAACAAUGAGUUAGCUUUUAUGCUAUGUCUUGUAGCCAAUGUGAUCUUCAUGUAGCUAAAUCGAUUCUUAAAUGAAAGAGUGUUUGAUCUCUA
Molecule: messenger RNA, 608 nt
Organism: Brassica napus (rape)
Lineage: Eukaryota; Viridiplantae; Streptophyta; Magnoliopsida; Brassicales; Brassicaceae
Product: histone H4
Exons: 2
Coding region: 145-456 (103 amino acids)
Biological process (GO): nucleosome assembly
Cellular component (GO): nucleosome
Molecular function (GO): protein heterodimerization activity; structural constituent of chromatin; DNA binding
Source: RefSeq, a predicted model, not a curated record